AUGGCGUUGAUCCACGUCUUCGGCUUUUUUGUAGUAGCAGCAGGUGUUCAAGUGGGUCAAGGCCUGGAUGCCACGAGGAAAAGGGAAUUGGAAGGGCAGUUAACUUCAAACAGGAGUGAGAGAGUGUUAGGAAAGUCUUUCAGGAAAUUCAAGGGACCCCUUCUCGAAGGUGGAUCACGGCCAGUCAAAAAGCUUCUAAAAACGGCAACGCACUGA
Messenger RNA from Botrytis sinoallii, 216 nucleotides. RefSeq lists its product as uncharacterized. Lineage: Eukaryota; Fungi; Ascomycota; Leotiomycetes; Helotiales; Sclerotiniaceae. The coding region runs from base 1 to 216 and encodes 71 amino acids. The transcript has a single exon. The record is from RefSeq and is a predicted model, not a curated record.